AUGGCGCAGUUGAUCAAUCCCGAUAUAGCCCUUGAGGGCGGACUAUCAACCGUCAACGACACUGCUCACGCAACAUUAGACAGCACAACAGAGUCUAAUAUUGAUAGAGACACCAGCAACUCUGAACCCAGUGGCCGGCUCCAAGCUGACCACAAGCGAAAGAUAGGGCAAUUGAAGCCCUUCAGGGCACCACUUGGUGGGCUGUACGAAGAAAACAUUACAGCCAAGAUCCUCAGAACAGCCGAAGACGGUUUGGUUGACAACAACCCCCCAACGGCUUACCCAGAGUAUGUACUGCAGAGAGGCCCAGAUGCUGGCAAGUACAUCCUCCGAGAGGUAUUCUUCUGGACGUGUGGGUUCUUCCCGGGAAGCAUUUACUCUCUCAUUGAGAGAGUUGUCAAGUUCCCUCAUAAGAUGCCUGUAGGACAUGAGAAGACAGCUUUGCUGUCGAAACUCUGGUCACUAGGCGCUGCGUGGUCAGAACCACUCCACACGACGGCCAAACGUACGGAUACCCAUGACAUGUCCUUCAUGAUCCAGCCUUCGAUGAGGGUCCGGUGGGAAGUUGCGCAGGACAGACAGGCAUUGGAUUCCAUCAUUAAGGCGGCCAAAGCUCUGCACACGCGCUUCAACCCUACCGUUGGCGCAAUUCGAUCAUGGGAUGCAUUGACUCAACGCGGAGUUACCAUCGCCAGCCUCACAGAUGACUUUCUCGUCAUCAUUGAUUCUAUGUGCAAUCUUGACUUGCUCUACUACGCGUCUUCAUGCACUGGAGAGUCUCAUCUCUGGGACGCGGCUACGAAACACGCAAAGACACUGAUUAAGUCGAAUCUGCGUUCAGAGAAGGACCCUAGGGGCUUGGUGCGGGGAGAAUUGUACAGUACCAUCCACGUCAUCAACUUUGACCCCAAGAACGGUGAAAUCAAGGGGAGGCGCACAGCUCAAGGAUAUGCCGCCGAAUCAACGUGGGCAAGAGGGCAGGCGUGGGCCAUCUUGGGCUACGCACAAACCUUUAUGUGGACCGGCGACAAUGAGUCCUUGGACGUGGCUCGUGGGCUAUCGGAAUACUUCAUUCUGAGACUGGAGACGCCUGCCAACUCCGUUGAGCUCCCAGUGGAGGGCGAGGAUAGGACGAAGGGCCGGUACGUGCCGCUCUGGGACUUCGACGCGCCAAUCGAGAUCGAAAAUUCCCCUCUCCGAGACUCGUCUGCGGGUGUUAUUGCCGCCAACGGUAUGCCAGUCCUCUCCCAAGCCUUGGCCGGACAAGGUCGGACAGAAGAGAGUGCAAGAUACCGGGACAUGGCCAUCACGAUCGCCAAUGACACACUAGAAUUAUCGUUGGCGACAGAGAAGGCAACUCUCGUUUUCGAAAACGGCAAGUUCUCGGUUAAAGACGUUGAGAAGGGCGACACGUUUGAUGCUCUCUUGAAGAACGCAACAGCGAACCGCAACAGACGAGAUCGCAAGCAAUACUGGGACCACGGUUUGGUUUACGGAGACUACUACUUGAUCGAGUUCGGUAAUAGGAUGCUAAAGAUGGGGCUGGUGUGA
Colletotrichum graminicola M1.001 is the source of this 1551-nucleotide messenger RNA. Its product is annotated as unsaturated glucuronyl hydrolase. The record is from RefSeq and is a predicted model, not a curated record. Gene Ontology annotation, molecular function: chondroitin hydrolase activity. The transcript has 2 exons. NCBI's taxonomy places the organism in Eukaryota, Fungi, Ascomycota, Sordariomycetes, Glomerellales, Glomerellaceae. Gene Ontology annotation, biological process: polysaccharide catabolic process. Bases 1 to 1551 code for a protein of 516 amino acids.